AUGCAUAUUUAUAAUGAAUUUAAAUCAUCAUUCAUUAUUGUUGCAUUUCUUGGUUAUAUUUUUUUAGUUAGUGGUUUAAUUAUUAAUUUUUUACAAUUAUGUUCUUAUAUAAUAUGGCCAUUUAGUAAAGAAUUAUAUCGAAAAAUGAAUCGUUAUUUAGCCUUGGGUAUUUGGAGUCAAUUUACAUUCAUAGCACAAUGGUGGUCAAAAAGUGAUUGUACAUUGUAUAUGAAUCCUGAUGAUCUUGAAAAAAUUCAAAAAGAACAUGCUAUUGUUAUAAUGAAUCAUAAAUAUGAUAUUGAUUGGAUUGCUGGUUGGAUUAUUUGUCAACGUAUUGGUAUAAUGCAAGGAUCAAAAAUAAUUGGUAAACAAUGUCUUAAAUUAUUACCUAUUAUGGGUUGGUGUUGGAUAUUUACUGAAUCAAUUUUUAUACGACGUAUAUGGGAAAAUGAUCGUGAAACACUUGUUAAAGAUUUACGAAAAAUUCUUGAUAAUUAUCCAAAAAAUUGUUUUUUUAAUUUUUUACUUUUUUGUGAAGGUACACGUUUUACUGAAAAAAAACGAUUAAUAAGUAUGAAAAUUGCACAAGAAAAAGGUUUACCUGAACUUAAACAUCAUAUAUUACCACGUACAAAAGGUUUUACUUUAUUAUUACAAGGAGCAGAAGAUCGAAUCACAGGAAUAUAUGAUUUAACUGUUGGUUUUAAAAAAAGUGGAGCUAAACCAACACUUUUAAGCAUAAUACAAGGUCGUUCUUGUCAAGCAGAAAUAUUUGUUAGACGUAUUCCACUUUCUGAAAUUCCAAAAGAUACUAAUGGAUGUAACAAUUGGGUUUAUAAAUUAUAUAAAGAAAAAGAUCAAAUUUAUGAUUAUUUUGUUCGUCAUGAUACAUUUGAAGGUAAUGGCUUAGCUCGUGUUGAAAUUCAAAGUAAUUAUUAUGAUCUAUUAAUUGAACUUAGUUGGAUGAUAAUCAUUGGAAUACCAUCAAUAUUUUAUCUUAUUAAAUUUCUUUGGACAAGUUCAUUUAUUGCUCAAUUAAUUUUUCUUAUUGUAGUUAUUCUUGCAAGUAUUGGUGUUCGAGCUAUGAUUGCUAUGACAGAAAUUGAACGUGGUUCACAUUAUGGUGAGAUAGAAAAAAAUGAUUAA
Rotaria sordida is the source of this 1146-nucleotide messenger RNA. The record is from the annotation of a GenBank genome assembly. Lineage: Eukaryota; Metazoa; Rotifera; Eurotatoria; Philodinida; Philodinidae.